Molecule: messenger RNA, 2355 nt
Organism: Nannospalax galili (Upper Galilee mountains blind mole rat)
Lineage: Eukaryota; Metazoa; Chordata; Mammalia; Rodentia; Spalacidae
Gene: Plcxd1
Product: phosphatidylinositol specific phospholipase C X domain containing 1
Exons: 8
Coding region: 1401-2333 (310 amino acids)
Biological process (GO): lipid metabolic process
Molecular function (GO): phosphoric diester hydrolase activity
Source: RefSeq, a predicted model, not a curated record
CUUAGAGAGCAGGAAGGAUGAACUGUUCGGCGCACAGUGUGUGGACAGGGCACAGUGCCCAGUGUGUGAGUGGGGCGUACGGGGCACAGAGUGGGGCACAGGGGAGAGCAGGGUGGGGGACACGUGACGCACAGGCCCUGGGCACUGAUGGACCUGGGUAGCUCUGGUGCUGGGUGGAUCCGGUUCCUCUCAUGAGGCCCCAGGCUCCCAGGAGUGGGAAAGGCCCCCGGUGACAAGAGGAUGUGGACACUUGUAGGGAAGGAGAGGCUGAGCUGGCCAAAGUUCUGGACAUCAAAAGCCGGGCGCUGGCCUGGUGUCGCAAUACAGGCCUGGAGAGUGCUGUCCUCUGAGGGGCGGGCGGCACCGGGAGGGGCCGGAUACUUGCAGAGCUCUUAGGGCACCUAGGCCUGGCCCCCUGUAUCUAGGAGAGGGGCCACAGUGAGGUCCAGUGGGUCUCCAGCUCUGGGUGCUCCUGCUUCUCCGAAGGUCUCCCUCCCCGCUGCUCCUCUGCCCCCUCUCCCUCCCUCCGGGUGACCAAUCACAGCAGCCCCCCCCCCACAGUGCUGUCUGGACAGUGUAAGUGGGAGGUGCUAGAAACUCAGUUUGCAGAGAACAAGGCCAGAGGUGAGUGGUACCCCCUUCUCUGUGGUGGGGAUUUGGGCUUCAGGGACAUGUUUCGGGGGGGGGGGUCUGAGUCCCAGAGAAGGCCUGCCUGGGGUCCCGAGGUGCAGUGGGUGCUCAUCGAAGUGGGGGUCAGUCCUCCCAGGUCAGGUCAGCCCAGUCAGCGGCAAACACAGCAGGCUGGCUCAGGAGAAAUGAUGGGGUCAGCUGGCCAGGAAUGUGCCCUAUGCCCAAUCCCAAAGGCCAGGGGAUGCACGUGUGACCCUCACCACACAGCAUGUGAGAGUUUGGGGACGGUGAGGACGGUGGGAUGUGGGCUGCUCACUGCAUAAUAAUGUAUUGACUCUGGACAGUAGAAACAUGCACAGGCAGGCUCCCCUGCCCAAGUAUGCGCCUACUGUCUACACUGCCCAAGUAUGCGCCUACUGUCUACACUGCCCAAGUAUGCACUGACUGUUCCGUGUCGUCACAGGGCCCGCACCCUCUGGGGUGGCAGGAGCCGGCGGGGCAGUCAGUCAGUCUGCCAGUGGGAAGAUCCACCUGAGCCCUGUGCUCCUGGCCUGUCGCACUUGUCCGGUCAACCUGAGCAGCUCAGCAGGACGAGGACAGCUGUUUGUGUAGGCGUGGUGGCUGAGGAACAUCCCGCAGGAGCGGAUCCCGGCUUUUAGAAAGACUCAGGAUUCCUGGAACACAAACGCUUUUAACUCACAGUGGGUAUCUUGGGCGCAGAUCCUCCACCCCAUCAACAGACAAGAAACCUCCAGCCUGAGACAGGCAGCAUGGACGGCCAGGCCCCCAACUCUGACUGGAUGUCGCAGCUGUGCCCACAGCUCUGGGACUUGCCCCUGCACCACCUGUCCAUCCCAGGAAGUCAUGACACCAUGACGUACUGCCUCAGCAGGAAGUCCCCCAUCUCCCACUCGCAGUCCCGCGUGCUGCACGUCCUGGGCAAGGUGCUUCCCUGUGUCACCCGCCCCAUAGUGAUGAAGUGGUCCGUCACUCAGGCACUGGAUGUGAGGGAGCAGCUGGACGCCGGGGUCCGGUACCUGGACCUGCGGAUCGCACACAUGCUGGAGGGCUCUGAGCACAAUCUACACUUCGUGCACAUGGUGUAUACAAGCGCGUUGGUCGAGGACACCCUAACAGAGAUCUCAGAGUGGCUGGAGAGGCACCCACGCGAGGUGGUCAUCCUGGCCUGCAGGAACUUCGAGGGCAUGACGGAUGAGCUGCACGGAUAUCUGGUGUCCUGCAUCAAGAACAUCUUUGGGGACAUGCUGUGCCCUCGUGGGGACGUCCCCACGCUGCGGCAGCUGUGGGCGCGCGGCCAGCAGGUGAUCCUGUCCUACGAGGACGAGGUCUCCGUCCGCCGCCAUCCAGAGCUGUGGCCCGGGAUCCCCUACUGGUGGGGGAACAAGGUGAAGCCGCAGGCACUGAUCCAGUUCCUGGAGACCAUGAAGGGCUGCGGCCGCCCAGGGGGCCUCUUCGUAGCGGGCAUCAACCUCACGGAGAACCUGGGGUACGUGCUGGCGCACCCCACCGCUUCCCUGCGGGACAUGACGCUGCCCAACCUGCCGCACCUGAGCGCCUGGGUACGCGAGCAGAGCCCGGGGCAGGGCGCGCGCUGCACCAACAUCAUUGCCGGAGACUUCGUCGGCGCGGACACGUUCGUCAGCGACGUCAUCGCGCUGAACAGGAAGCUGCUGUGGUGGUGACGCGCCCCGUGGUGGGCACAGG